ACUUAGCUUUGGCUAGCUCCUCCCUAACUUACCUGCACUGUAGCCCAGCUCUUCUGGUGGCAGACCAGCAAGUCUUUGCUAUGUUGCAGUGGUCUCUACUUGGCACCCUGGUCUGGAGCCCUGGCUCUGUUCUGCUUAUUCUAGUCCUGCUUAGACUAAGUGUGCGGCUCUGGCAUGAAUCUUAUCUUUGGGACCUCCGACAGUGCUCCACAGACCUAACUGGGAAGACAGCAGUCGUGACUGGAGCCAAUAGUGGCAUCGGAAAGGCUGUAUGCCAGGAACUAGCUCGUCGUGGGGCCCGUGUGAUCCUCGCCUGCCGUAACUGGGAGCGUGGACAGAAAGCCCUUGCCGAGAUCCAAGUAGCCUCAAAGGGGACCUGCCUCCUGCUUGGCCAGGUGGACUUGAGCUCUAUGGCCUCCAUCCGGAGCUUUGCCCGGUGGCUUCUGCAGGAGUACCCCGAGAUACAUCUGCUGGUUAACAAUGCUGCAAUCUCUGGAUUCCCCAAGACACUUACCCCAGAGGGCCUUGAUCUCACCUUUGCCACCAACUAUGUUGGGCCCUUUCUGCUUACAAAUCUACUCCAAGGGGCCCUACAACAGGCAGGGUCAGCUCGGGUAGUGAAUGUGUCUUCCUUUCGGCAUGCACAUGGGUAUGUUGAUGAGAAACAUCUGACAGGGGCUGGCAAACCUUUGACCUUAACCCAGAGCUAUGACUGCAGCAAACUGCUCUUGACCUCCUUCACUGGGGAGCUUGCCCGGAGACUUCAAGGGACAGGUGUGACUGUGAACUCUGUUGACCCAGGUGUGGUAUACACAAAGAUCAUGAAGCCUUACCCUUGGUUGUACCGCUUCCUUUUCUGGCUCUUCAGCUUCUUCUGUAAGGAUGUCAAACAAGGUGCAAUCCCAGUCCUCUACCUGAGCUUGGCAAAGGAGCUGGAUGGUGUUUCUGGAAAAUAUUUUAGCAGUUCCUGUAUGAUAACUCUCCCCACUGAAGCUGCUCAGGAUCCUCAAGUGGCCCAAAGCCUCUGGAAUGCCUCAGUCCAGCUAACGAACCUAGACAAGAUGGACUGAUCCUCUGUGACCCCUACCCUAAUUUACCAUCCUCUCUGAUUCCCAGCCCUUUCUCUGAUCAUGCCUUUUGUUUACUAGCUUCAAGCAUCAAUCAUCUUGUCUGGUAUAACAAACACUUCCUCUUCCUGUUGGUUCACUGGCAUGAGAGCUCAGAUUUUCCGGAGGAUAGUUUUAGCUCCUACUUUACUGCCAGUUCUCUGAUGGAACUCUUUAUCCCUUGGCUACUAGGAUCUCCAAACCUACAGAGUUCCACGCUGUGAUGACAGGGAGAAAAUUCCUUCCAGUGGGAAUUAGGGGUACCAGUAAGAAGGGAGACCUCCACCUGUACCUGUUGGUUUCUGCAUGUGUGCUUCCUGGUUUGGGGCGAGACAGCACCACAGAGUGCUCUCUUGAUUAAAGCAUAUACCACAUCACAUAGGAUAGCAUUCAGACCUCACAGGGUGUGGUCUCCCAACUGAUACUGUGCUUGAGCCUGCAGAUGAUCAUUCCACCUUCCCAUCAAAUCAGCUGCUCCUGGGGGAUGAGCCAAGCAAUAAGAUCAGUGAAUUCCAGUUCUGGGAGCCCAUCGUUUUUCUCCCAAGGUCUUUGUUCAUCUAUAUAUAUGUUGGGAUCAGCUUUUCAAAUUUCACACACACAUGAACCCUUCUCUGGUUCCAUGACAUCUACUUGUGAGGAUUGACAUUUUUAUGAUAUUGAGUUUUCCUAACCUCAAACAAGGUUGCUCCUAUCUAACUCUUUUUAAUAUCUUUGCAGAAUUUUUAUGAUUUUAUCUGUAAAUAUCUUAUACUAGUUUUACUAUAUUUAAUUCAGGUACCUUCAUUUUGAUGCUAUUAUAAGUGGUGCUUUAACCUUCGUGUGCUGAUUGUUUAUUAAAUGACUAUUAUAAGUUAUCUAAUUUUAAUGAAUUAUCUGUAGGUACUUUUGGUUUUUCUACAUAGAAAAAUCACACUAAGAAAAAUAACAGUUUUAAUUCUUCCUUUUCCACUAUUCUUUUAUUUCUUUUUCUAGAAGACCUUUAUAGAUUUUCUAGUACCUUGCAUUUCUGAAAUAAACCCAACAAACCACCUUGCA
Messenger RNA from Nyctereutes procyonoides (raccoon dog), 2141 nucleotides. RefSeq names its product retinol dehydrogenase 12-like. Lineage: Eukaryota; Metazoa; Chordata; Mammalia; Carnivora; Canidae. The record is from RefSeq and is a predicted model, not a curated record. The coding region runs from base 81 to 1070 and encodes 329 amino acids. The transcript has 6 exons.